Messenger RNA from Laccaria bicolor S238N-H82, 186 nucleotides. RefSeq lists its product as uncharacterized. Bases 1 to 186 code for a protein of 61 amino acids. The transcript has a single exon. The record is from RefSeq and is a predicted model, not a curated record. NCBI's taxonomy places the organism in Eukaryota, Fungi, Basidiomycota, Agaricomycetes, Agaricales, Hydnangiaceae.
AUGUUGAACGUCCGAACUUGGAAAUUUUUGUACUUGUGCAAUGUGAACUUUUCCUCCACUCUCCGACUCUUCCCGCCAAUCUCCUUCCUUCUCCUCAAGGGCUUCCAGUCCCCCUCCGCUGCGUCGCCGCCACCAUCAACCACUUCGUUCGGUAACCCGCUCUCAACCACCACUGCACACCAAUGA